AAACCAAGUAGUCUGCACUCGUAAUUCCACAUCAUUUCGCAAAUCCUAUUACUUAUUAAAGCAAUUGAUCAUUUCGGAAUGAAUUCCGCAUUCUUUCUACUCCUGCUUAUCUUUUUUGUUUCCAACCCUCAACUUUCUUCCGCAGCUAAAUCACCGGACCCGGUUCGUGACACUAACGGAAAAAAGGUCGGAGCUGUUGCUCGUUAUUACAUAUCUCCGGUUUACCCGAUUACCGGAGGAAUCGAGCUAGAGAACCUAGACGACAAGCCAUGCCCGCUUGAUGUUGUGCUAGCGGAUCAAGUUCCCGGUCUCCCUGUCUCAUUUUAUUCCGUUAAAUCUAAAAAAGGCGUCAUUCGUGUUUCAACGGAUCUCAACGUGGAGUUACCAACUACUAUUCCUUCAACAAUAUGCCCUAAUUCUACUAUGUGGAGUAUUGAUAUUUCCCCUUCGACCGGGAACUAUUUUGUUUCAACCGGUGGACAGAGAGGGAGUCCGGGCCCAAAUACGAUAAUCAAUUGGUUUAAGAUUGAGCCCUUCGGGUCUGGUUCUUACAAGCUUGUUUAUUGUCCCACGUUUUGCAAAACUUGCAAAGUGAUUUGUAAAGAUGUCGGAAUUGUUGUCCAAAAUGGGAAAAGGCGCCUUGGUUUGACCGAUGAUCCGAUGAAGUUUGUCCUGAAGAAUGCUUUAAAAGGUUUUUAAUGCUUGUUAGUCAUAAUUGUACCCCAAGCCUCUAGUAUUUGUGUUUCUUUUGAGUAAGAACAUAUUCACUUUUUCUACUCUUCCCC
Messenger RNA from Oldenlandia corymbosa var. corymbosa, 785 nucleotides. The record is from the annotation of a GenBank genome assembly. Lineage: Eukaryota; Viridiplantae; Streptophyta; Magnoliopsida; Gentianales; Rubiaceae.